This is a messenger RNA of Metarhizium album ARSEF 1941, 1146 nucleotides long. RefSeq names its product lactonohydrolase. The record is from RefSeq and is a predicted model, not a curated record. Lineage: Eukaryota; Fungi; Ascomycota; Sordariomycetes; Hypocreales; Clavicipitaceae. The transcript has a single exon. Bases 1 to 1146 code for a protein of 381 amino acids.
AUGUCUCUGGUCAGCGUGAGCCUGUUGGCCGCGGCCACCAACGCCAACUACUUUGCCUCGCUGGCCCCCGGCAGCAACCCGUCGACGCCGGCCAUCUCGUUGCGGUCGUACCACCCCGACUUUGAGAGCGUCAUCGACAGCGAAGCCAGUGCCCGAAAGGUACGGGACCUGUCCGAGGAGGCGUUCCACGAAGCGGGCGUCUACAACCCCGGAGACAACUCGCUGUACAUCACGUCCAACUUCAGGCGCGUCGGGGAGCGCAUCCCCAUCACGGUCGUGAGCCUGGAUUCGGACGACUACCCUUCCUACAGCACGCAGUUGCCCGGCCUGAUGAUGGCCAACGGCGGCACGACGUAUCGCCCCCCGGCGACAGCGCCAGCGCCAGCACCACGCCACAACGUGACGGAGACGGCGACGACGACGAAAACGACGACGCGGACGGCGGUGCAAGUGUACUGCGACCAGGGCGACUUUGAGCACUACUCGCAGCUGGUGGCCGUGGAUCCCAACACCAACGAGUCGACGCCGCUGCUGACCAACUUCCUCGGACGCAACUUUUCCUCGCUCAACGACGUGCGCCAACACCCGCAAACGGGCGACCUGUGGUUCACCGACGCGGACUACGGCUACUUCCAGGGCUUCCGGCCGCAGCCGUCGCAGCCAAAGCAGGUGUACCGCUUCGAGCCGGCCACGGGCGUGGUGCAGGUCGUGGCCGACGGCUUCGUGCAGCCAAACGGGCUCGAGUUCUCGCCCGACCUCUCGACGCUGUACGUCUCCGACACGGGCAGCCAGCAGGCCGCGCGGGCGCCCACGCAGCCGUCGACAAUUUACGCCUACGACGUCGUCGACGGGGGCAGGCGCCUCGCCAACCGGCGGACGUUUGCGUACGCCGACACGGGCUUCCCCGACGGCCUGCACUGCGACACGCGCGGCAACGUCUGGGCCGCGUGCGGCGACGGCGUGCACGUCUGGAACCCCCGCGGCGUCUUGCUGGGCAAGAUCCACGUCGGCGAGACGAGCAACAACCUGGCCUUUGUGCCGGGCAAGGUCUUUGUCUUUUCCAACCGCCGCCUUUGGGUCGUCGAGGGCAUCAAGGCCCAGGGGAGGGAGGUGUGCCGGGACUUUGGGGUGGGCUGCCAUGGCUAG